UUCUUUUUAACUGGUUAUUUAUUCCAUCAUUUUACUUUGAUACGGUUUGGCCGGCGGACAAGGCCUGGGGUUUCCUUAGCCUCCUCCGCUUCUGCUGCUGGCUCUGCGCAGUCUUCCUCUCUUCCUUUCCGAACUAACGGAAUACUUAUCUCUGGAGUCUCUCGUGCGCCUCUGUCGAGACGGAAAACUCUUCUCCUCCCUCUCUGCCCAGGCUGGCUGCUGAUAAAAAAUCUCCUCCCGGUGGAGAUUUUGCUGCUUCUUGACGGCCAAAAAAGCAAAGAGAAGCAAGAGUCAUAAAAAGUUCGCCGUCCUCCCCUCGGUUACCUCACGGAGUGUGUUAUUAUUCUUCCUGUUUCUGCUUGCAGUUUGCUGUUUGCUGUUUGCUGUUUGCUGUUUGCUGCUGCUGCUGCUGCUGCUGCUGGGCUGGUUCUUCGUUGGAUGCUGAGAGACGACGAGAGUCGCCUUCGCCCUCACCUCCAUCAUGGGACGAGCAGACGAGAUCACGAUGACCAGCAAUGCCUACGCCAAAGAGGCUGGCGCUGAUAUCGAAAAGCACGAUGUCGUCACCGCCGGCGUCGAGCUCAAGAGAAGACUCAAGAGCCGACACUUGCAGAUGAUAGCUAUCGGUGGUACCAUUGGAACUGGUCUCUUCAUCGGUAGCGGCUCUGCCGUCGCCAAAUCCGGUCCUGCCGGUGCUCUGAUUGCCUAUGCCUUUGUGGGAUCCCUCGUCUUCUCAGUCAUCGCCUCGCUGGGCGAGAUGGCUACCUACAUCCCCAUUGCCGGUGCCUUCACCUCCUACGCUACCCGCUUCGUCGAUCCCAGCCUGGGUUUUGCUAUGGGCUGGAUAUACUGGUUCUCUUGGGCCAUCACGUUCGCCCUCGAGCUCACGGCUACCGGUCUGAUCAUACAGUACUGGGCCCCUCACCUGUCUGUGGCCAUCUUCAUCGGCGUCUUCUGGGCCUUCAUUACAUCUCUUAACUUGCUCCCCGUAAAUUUCUACGGUGAAGUCGAGUUCUGGUUCUCCUCCAUCAAGGUCAUUACUGUCGUGGGAUUCAUGCUCUUUGCCAUCUGCGUCAAUGCCGGCGUGGGUGACCAGGGAUACAUCGGAUUCAAGUACUGGCGUGAGCCAGGCGCAUUCGCUCCUUACUUGCUCGAUGUCAUCGGAGAGCACAGAGUGCCCCUUGGCAAGUUCCUGGGCUUCUGGUCCGUCCUGGUCCAGGCUGGUUUCUCCUACCAGGGCACUGAGCUCGUCGGUAUUGCUGCCGGAGAGACACAGAAUCCCCGCAAGGCCGUUCCCUCCGCCAUCAAGAAGACCUUCUACCGUAUCCUCUUCCUCUUCGUCCUGACCGUCUUCUUCAUCGGCAUCCUCAUCCCCUACACCAACAAGAACCUCCUCUCCAGCAACACUGAUGCUUCUGCCUCUCCCUUCGUCAUUGCAGCUAAGCUAGCCGGCGUCAAGGUGCUCCCAGACAUUAUCAACGCCGUCCUGCUCACUGUCGUGCUUUCGGCUGCCAACUCAAACGUCUACUGUGGCAGUCGUAUCGUCGUCGGUCUCGCAACCGAGAGAUGCGCUCCCAGUUUCUUCAAAAAAACCACCAGAGGCGGUGUCCCGAUCUUAGCGGUUCUCUUUACCUCCUCCAUCGGUUUCCUUGGAUUCCUUAACCUUUCAAACAACGGCGGAACUGUGUUCGGCUGGUUCCUGAACAUCAGCAGUAUCGCCGGUUUCAUCUCCUGGUCCUGCAUCAACGGGUGCCACAUCCGUUUCAUGCACGCCCUUGCGGCCCGCGGCAUCCGCAGAGAGUCACUGCCAUACAAGGCACCCUUCCAACCUUUCCUGGCCUAUUAUGGUCUAGGAUUCACCGUACUCAUCAUCCUCACCCAGGGAUUCACCGCUUUCGUUCCCUGGAAUACCUCCAAUUUCUUCAUCGCAUACGUCAGCUUGAUCCUCUUCGUUGUCUUGUUCGUCGGCCACAAACUGUGGUUCCGCACCAAGGUCAUUGACCUCAUGGAAGUCGACAUUGACUCCGGUCGUCUGGAAUGUGAUGCCGAACAGUGGGAUGAUACUGAGUAUCCUCAUCCCCAGGGCUUUCUACCGGCAAUCAAGCACCGACUUUCACGAAUGUUCUGUUAAUGCUCUUUUUCCUCUUUUUUUCAUUUCCAAUUUUGCCUUGCAUACAUGCGGUAGCCGAUAAUUAUGCUUUAUCAUGUCAUGAUAAUUUUAUUUCCUGGUUACGUCGGUUGGCUGCCCUUACUGUCAAUAUAUCCAAUGAAUCUAUCUAUAUACAUACUCAACCGGCCCCUUUCUACUUACCAUCACUUGAAUUCCAAGUUCUUUUGGAUGUAGUAUGUCUGUUCAUGGACAAUCCAUGGCCAUUGCCAUGCAGACUUCCACCCCUUAAACCUGAUUUUUUAAGCAGUACCCGCCGCUGGGCCCUA
Molecule: messenger RNA, 2436 nt
Organism: Trichophyton rubrum CBS 118892
Lineage: Eukaryota; Fungi; Ascomycota; Eurotiomycetes; Onygenales; Arthrodermataceae
Exons: 2
Coding region: 482-2131 (549 amino acids)
Biological process (GO): amino acid transmembrane transport
Cellular component (GO): membrane
Molecular function (GO): amino acid transmembrane transporter activity
Source: RefSeq, a predicted model, not a curated record